Molecule: messenger RNA, 2811 nt
Organism: Phodopus roborovskii (desert hamster)
Lineage: Eukaryota; Metazoa; Chordata; Mammalia; Rodentia; Cricetidae
Gene: Ndst4
Product: N-deacetylase and N-sulfotransferase 4
Exons: 13
Coding region: 47-2665 (872 amino acids)
Cellular component (GO): Golgi apparatus
Molecular function (GO): heparan sulfate N-sulfotransferase activity; deacetylase activity
Source: RefSeq, a predicted model, not a curated record
UUAGGGAAAGAAAGCGGAAAAGGCUCGCAAAGCACUGAUUUUUAAAAUGAAUCUUAUUGUGAGAUUUCGGAGAAGCUUUCGAACACUUGUUGUUCUCUUAGCUACAUUUUGCUUAGUGAGCAUCCUCAUUUCUGCCUACUUCCUGUACUCUGGCUACAAACAGGAAAUGACACUUAUUGAAACUACUGCCGAAGCAGAGUGUGCAGACAUCAAAAUCCUCCCUUAUCGGUCCAUAGAGCUGAAAACCGUCAAGCCGAUUGACACAUCCAAAACGGACCCCACUGUCCUCCUGUUUGUAGAGAGCCAGUAUUCUCAACUAGGUCAAGAUAUUAUAGCAAUCUUGGAGUCCAGCCGUUUUCCGUACCAGAUGGUCAUUGCUCCAGGCAAGGGAGACAUACCACCUCUUACCGAUAGUGGCAAAGGGAAGUACACGUUGAUUAUUUAUGAAAAUAUUCUGAAAUAUGUCGGCAUGGACUCAUGGAACCGGGAGCUUUUAGAAAAAUACUGUAUAGAAUACAGUGUUAGCAUAAUUGGUUUUCAUAAAGCCAACGAGAACAGCUUACCAACCACACAACUGAAAGGUUUUCCUUUGAACUUAUUCAAUAAUCUAGCUCUGAAGGACUGCUCUGUGAACCCGCAGUCUCCGCUGCUGCACAUUACCAAAGGCCCUAAGGUUGAAAAGGGUCCUCUUCCUGGGGAAGACUGGACGAUUUUCCUAUAUAACCAUUCUACCUACCAGCCAGUGCUUUUAACCGAGUUACAGACAGAGAAGCCCCUCCCUUUCUCGUCCAGCAAAACACUUUAUGCCACAAUAAUUCAGGACUUGGGGCUUCAUGAUGGCAUCCAGCGAGUUCUUUUUGGCAACAACUUAAACUUUUGGCUGCACAAGCUCAUCUUCAUAGACGCCAUCUCCUUCCUGUCAGGGAAGAGGCUGACAUUGUCCUUAGACAGAUACAUCCUUGUGGACAUCGAUGACAUAUUUGUGGGAAAGGAGGGAACGAGGAUGAACGUCAAAGAUGUGAAGGCAUUACUAGAGACUCAAAAUUUUCUGCGCACUCAGGUUGCAAAUUUUACCUUCAACCUUGGAUUUUCAGGGAAGUUUUACCACACAGGGACUGAAGAGGAAGAUAAAGGAGAUGACCUUCUGUUGGGGUCUGUGGACGAGUUCUGGUGGUUCCCUCACAUGUGGAGCCACAUGCAGCCCCACCUCUUCCACAAUGAGUCCUCUCUAGUCGAGCAGAUGAUUCUCAACAAAGAAUUUGCCCUGGAACAUGGAAUACCGACCAACCUGGGCUAUGCGGUGGCCCCACAUCACUCAGGGGUCUACCCGGUCCAUAUUCAGCUGUAUGCAGCUUGGAAGAAGGUCUGGGGUAUUCAGGUCACCAGCACUGAAGAGUAUCCACAUCUGAAACCUGCAAGAUACAGGAAGGGCUUCAUUCACAAUAGCAUCAUGGUCCUCCCUCGGCAGACCUGUGGGCUGUUCACACAUACUAUUUUCUACAAGGAAUAUCCAGGAGGACCCCAGGAAUUGGAUAAAAGUAUCAAAGGAGGUGAACUUUUCCUCACAAUCCUUCUAAACCCAAUCAGCAUUUUCAUGACACAUCUAUCUAACUAUGGGAAUGACCGCCUUGGCUUAUACACCUUUGUGAACUUGGCCAACUUUGUGCACAGCUGGACCAACUUGAAACUGCAGACCCUGCCUCCAGUACAACUGGCCCACAAGUACUUUGAGCUCUUCCCUGAGCAGAAAGACCCUCUCUGGCAGAAUCCAUGUGAUGAUAAACGGCACAAAGACAUCUGGUCCAGGGAGAAAACUUGUGACCAUUUACCAAAGUUCCUUGUAAUUGGGCCUCAGAAAACAGGAACAACUGCACUUUAUUUAUUUCUCCUUAUGCACCCUUCCAUCAUCAGCAAUCUCCCUAGCCCAAAAACCUUUGAAGAAGUUCAAUUUUUUAAUGGCAACAACUAUCACAAGGGAAUUGAGUGGUAUAUGGACUUUUUCCCUACUCCUUCCAACAUUACCAGUGAUUUCCUAUUUGAAAAGAGUGCUAACUACUUUCACUCAGAAGAGGCUCCCAAGAGAGCUGCAUCUCUUGUUCCCAAAGCCAAGAUCAUUACUAUCCUCAUUGACCCCUCGGACAGGGCAUAUUCUUGGUACCAGCACCAACGAUCCCAUGAAGAUCCAGCUGCCCUGAGGUUCAAUUUCUAUGAAGUUAUCUCAACAGGACAUUGGGCCCCACCAGAUUUAAAAACCUUGCAGAGGAGAUGUCUGAUACCUGGAUGGUACGCAGUACACAUAGAAAGAUGGCUGACCUACUUUGCUACUUCCCAGUUGCUAAUUAUUGAUGGACAACAGCUGAGAUCUGACCCAGCUACUGUGAUGGAUGAAGUCCAGAAGUUUCUAGGAGUUACACCUCAUUAUAAUUACUCUGAAGCACUAACGUUUGAUCCCCAAAAGGGCUUUUGGUGUCAACUACUAGAAGGAGGAAAGACCAAAUGCCUUGGGAAGAGCAAAGGCCGAAAAUACCCACCCAUGGAUCCAGAGUCCAGAAACUUCCUCUCCAAUUACUACCGGGACCACAACGUGGAACUCUCGAAGCUGCUGCACAGGUUAGGGCAGCCUCUGCCCUCCUGGCUGAGACAGGAACUGCAGAAAGUGAGAUAGCACCAGCGAAGAGGACAUGGCACCGAGUCACCAUUAAGUAGAAAAGGCGAACGGCACGGCUUUAUCCUUUUCAUACGCUUGUGAUUGUCAAGAGAGGACUGUGAAUAAAUCCCCUUCAGUGUUUUCCAUAAAAUGAAAACAUAUGC